UGUGCUGUUUUACUAGUGAGGAUGUUGCUGACUUUCUAUCUUCUCUUCACUGGACUUCAUUCCAUUCAAGAUGUUUCUGCAGCCUGCAGUCUGGCAAAAAAAGAAGAUGGAUCCUCUAUCAAAGCUCAUGCAGGAGGGUCAGUCCUGCUGCCCUGCUACUGCACUGACCUACACAGGAAACCUGAGACAAUCACCUGGAAGAAACUCAACAGAGUGACAAAGAUAUAUGAAGAGAUAUCCAGUGGGAGUGGUCAGUACAGAAACAGAGUUCAGCUGGUUAAUGGUCACUCUCCAGGAAAUCUCUCUCUACUCAUAUCACACCUGACUGUGGAGGAUGGAGGAUUUUACAGGUGUAAUGUUGGAGUAGAUGAACACGCAGACAUCACACUCACUGUUAAAGAUGUUUCUGCAGCCUGCAGUCUGGCAAAAAAAGAAGAUGGAUCCUCUAUCAAAGCUCAUGCAGGAGGGUCAGUCCUGCUGCCCUGCUACUGCACUGACCUACACAGGAAACCUGAGACAUUCACCUGGAAGAAACUCAACAUAGUGACAAAGAUAUAUGAAGAGAUAUCCAGUGAGAGUGGUCAGUACAGGAACAGAUUUCAGCUGGUUAAUGGUCACUCUCCAGGAAAUCUCUCUCUACUCAUAUCACACCUGACUGAAGAGGAUGGAGGAGUGUACAGGUGUGAUGUUGGAUUAGAUGAACACGCAGACAUCAUGCUCACUGUUAAAGAUGUUUCUGCAGCCUGCAGUCUGGCAAAAAAAGAAGAUGGAUCCUCUAUCAAAGCUCAUGCAGGAGGGUCAGUCCUGCUGCCCUGCUACUGCACUGACCUACACAGGAAACCUGAGACAAUCACCUGGGAGAAACUCAACAGAGUGACAAAGAUAUAUGAAGAGAUAUCCAGUGAGAGCGGUCAGUACAGGAACAGAUUUCAGCUGGUUAAUGGUCACUCUCCAGGAAAUCUCUCUCUACUCAUAUCACACCUGACUGAAGAGGAUGGAGGAUUUUACAGGUGUAAUGUUGGAGUAGAUGAACACGCAGACAUCACACUCACUGUUAAAGUUUUAGACCCACCUAAAACUACAACACCUACUACAGUCCAAACCACUUCCAGCACUUCAACUGCAAGUUACCCACAACCGUCUGAUGACUGCACUCUGGCAAAAAAUGAACAUGGAUCUUCUAUCAAAGCUCGUGCAGGAGGGUCAGUCCUGCUGCCCUGCUACUGCACUGACCUACACAAAAAACCUGAGACAUUCACCUGGCAGAAACUCAACACAACCAGAAACACAUGGGAAGUGAUAUCCCCUGAGAGUGGUCAGUACAGAGACAGAGUUCAGCUGGUUACUGGUCACUCUCCAGGAAAUCUCUCUCUACUCAUAUCACACCUGAUUAAAGAGGAUGGAGGACAUUACAUCUGUGCUGUUAAAGGUUCCCAUAUAAUCAUCAAACUCACUUUACAAGUUUUAGACCCACCUAAAACUACAACACCUACUACAGUGCAAACCACUUCCAGCACUUCCACUGCAAGUUACCCACAACCGUCUGAUGACUGCACUUUGGUGAAAAAGGAAAAUGGACCCUCUAUCAAAGCUCAUGCAGGAAGGUCAGUCCUGCUGCCCUGCUACUGCACUGACCUACACAGGAAACCUGAGACAAUCAGCUGGAAGAAACUCAACACAGUGACAAACAUGUGGGAAGUGAUAUCCAGUGGGAGUGGUCAGUACAGAGACAGAGUUCAGCUGUUUAAUGGUCACUCUCCAGGAAAUCUCUCUCUGCUCAUAUCACACCUGACUGAAGAGGAUCGAGGAGUGUACAGGUGUGAUGUUGGAGGAGGUGAACACAUAGACAUCAGGCUCACUGUUGAAGGCUGCACUCUGGUGAACCAUGAAAGAGCAUUGGGUAUCACAGCUCAUACAGGAAGGUCAGUACUGCUGCCCUGCUACUGCACUGACCUACACACCACACCUGAGAGAUUCAGCUGGAAGAAAGAGAACAGACACACAAAAAGGAGAGAAAAGAUAUCCAGUGGGAGUGGUCAGUACAGAGACAGAGUUCAGCUGGUUAAUGGUCACUCUCCAGGAAAUCUCUCUCUACUCAUAUCUCACCUGACUGAAGAGGAUGGAGGAGAUUACAUCUGUGCUGUUAAAGGUUCCCAUAUAAUCAUCAAACUCACUUUACAAGUUUUAAACCCACCUAAAACUACAACACCUACAGUCCAAACCACUUCCAGCACUUCAACUGCAAGUUACCCAAAACCGUCUGAUGUCUGCACUUUGGUGAAAAAUGAAAAUGGAUCCUCUAUCAAAGCUCCUGCAGGAGGGUCAGUCCUGCUGCCCUGCUUCUGCACUGACCUACACAGCAAACCUGAGAGAUUCAGCUGGAAGAAAGAGAACAGAAAUGCAUUCACAUGGGAAGAGAUAUCCAGCGAGAGUGGUCAGUACAGAGACAGAGUUCAGCUGGUUAAUGGUCACUCUCCAGGAAAUCUCUCUCUACUCAUAUCUCACCUGACUGAAGAGGAUGGAGGACAUUACAUCUGUGCUGUUAAAGGUUCCCAUAUAAUCAUCAAACUCACUUUACAAGGCUGCACUCUGGUGAACCAUGAAAGACCAUUGCGUAUCACAGCUCAUACAGGAGGGUCAGUCCUGCUGCCCUGCUACUGCACUGACCUACACACCACACCUGAGAUAUUCAGCGGGUGGAAAUACAAGACAGUGACAAAUAUGUGGGAAGAGAUAUCCAGUGGGAGUGGUCAGUACAGAGACAGAUUUCAGCUGGUUAAUGGUCACUCUCCAGGAAAUCUCUCUCUACUCAUAUCACACCUGACUGAAGAGGAUGGAGGAGAUUACAGGUGUGAUAGUAAAGGGAGUGGAUACACAGACAUCAGGCUCACUGUUGAAGGUUAUUCCACUUUCAACACAAGUCAUGUUCUUCUGUCGAUACUGAUACCCCUGGUGCUGAUAGGAGGAGUCAUCUACUAGAGAUGCAGAGGAGGACGAGACAAGAGCAAAAAAGGAUGAAGAGAAAACAGAAAAGACAGGCCCUCAAGCCUCUGCAACUCAUCCAGAAU
Molecule: messenger RNA, 3068 nt
Organism: Pygocentrus nattereri (red-bellied piranha)
Lineage: Eukaryota; Metazoa; Chordata; Actinopteri; Characiformes; Serrasalmidae
Product: polymeric immunoglobulin receptor-like
Exons: 15
Coding region: 22-2979 (985 amino acids)
Biological process (GO): cell surface receptor signaling pathway; immune response; negative regulation of T cell proliferation
Cellular component (GO): external side of plasma membrane
Source: RefSeq, a predicted model, not a curated record